Molecule: messenger RNA, 4224 nt
Organism: Bradysia coprophila
Lineage: Eukaryota; Metazoa; Arthropoda; Insecta; Diptera; Sciaridae
Gene: Synj
Product: synaptojanin
Biological process (GO): synaptic vesicle endocytosis; phosphatidylinositol dephosphorylation
Molecular function (GO): phosphatidylinositol-4,5-bisphosphate 5-phosphatase activity; nucleic acid binding
Source: RefSeq, a predicted model, not a curated record
CCAUAUUAUUCAAACGUCAAAAGUCAAUAGAUUGUUUUCUUUGAAACGUCCUCACGAAAUUUUUUCUGCUGUUGAUCUGAGGCAAACAAUCGACGAUGUUUUUGUCGUGCACACAUUUAUUGCAUUGAAUUGUCGGUCGUACGAGUGAACAGAAUAAAUAAUCGCAAUUCGUCAUAACGUUGCCAAUAUUCGUUUCUCGUCCAGUGUGGGGGAUGUAAUGUUAUUUCUCUGCGAACGGAGGCCAACACACAUCUCGGUUCGUUCGUGUUGAACUCUCUUGGCUAUCUUGACAUUAAAUGCAAAAAUAGCAUUUUCGGGUUAAGUGUGAGUCGACGAUAAAAUUGAAGACAAGAAAUUUUUUGCGAUCGAAACCUGGUUUUCGGUUGGUUCAGUAAGAAAUGGCAAUGUCAAAGGGGUUUCGAGUGCUCGAAAAAUCGAAACCGCCGAGUCCGCACAGCAUCCUGCUGGAACAUCGAAACAAAUCGGAUGCACUUUUAUUCGAGUCACAAGCGGUGGCUGUUUUGUCGUCGCAGGAAACUGAAAUUAUCCGCAAGAAUUACACAAAGAUUGCAGACGCAUACGGUUGCCUGGGAGUACUUCAACUCAAUGCCGGCGAGACGUCGGUAUUGUAUCUGGUGGUGGUGACGGGAUGCUUUUCUGUUGGCAAAAUCGGUGACGUCGAAAUCUUUCGCAUCACCCAGACACAGUUUGUGUCGUUGCAACAUCAGCAACCGAAUGAGGACAAAAUUGCCGAGGUGCGCAAGGUGUUGAAUUCGGGCACGUUCUAUUUCUCGUGGUCGGGUGGCAUUACCGUUGGACUGUCCCAAUUCGAUUUGACGUUGUGUGCACAACGUCGACGGCGUGCCAAUGAAGUGGACAAUCGAUUUUUCUGGAAUCGUAUGCUGUUCACACAUCUGAUGCGCUACGGUGUCGACACGGAAUUCUGGUUGCUCAAAACGAUUUGCGGUUCCAUCGAAAUUCGGACCAUUUACGCUGGAAGUCGUCAGGCCCGAGCUGCCAUUAUUUCCCGAUUGAGUUGCGAAAGAGCUGGCACUCGAUUCAAUGUUCGUGGUACGAAUGACGAAGGAUGUGUGGCCAAUUUCGUUGAAACGGAACAGGUCAUUUAUGUGGACGGCGACGUGUCAUCGUAUGUGCAAACGAGGGGAUCUGUUCCACUGUUUUGGGAACAGCCCGGAGUCCAAGUCGGUUCGCAUAAAGUGCGAUUAUCACGUGGCUUUGAGGCGAGUCUGGCCUCGUUCGAUCGACACAUGGUCAUGAUGAAGGCUCGGUAUGGACAUCAGGCCAUCGUUAAUUUACUGGGAACGAGCAUGAUCGGAAGCAAGGAGGGUGAGGCGAUGUUGAGCAAUGAGUUCCAACGCCAUCACAAAGAGUCACAGCAUAGCGAAGAUGUCCAGCACAUCGUCUUCGAUUAUCAUCAGGAGUGUCGUGGUGGCAAUAUGACCGCGUUGGCCAAAUUGAAAAAUCGACUGGAAGAGUACACGUGCCAGUUUGGCAUUUUUCAUGCGUCCGGCGAUCAGGUCUUGAGUGAACAACGGGGAUGCAUCAGGACGAAUUGUCUCGAUUGCCUGGAUCGAACGAACUGCGUCCAAACAUUCCUCGGUUUGGACACUCUCAACGAACAGAUCCAAGUGAUGGGUCUCGCCGAUAAGCGACAGGCUAACACGCGGUUCGAAGAAGUUUUCCGACAGAUGUGGGUCAACAAUGGCAACGAGGUCAGUAAAAUCUAUGCGGGCACCGGAGCGAUACAGGGUGGAUCUAAGCUGAUGGACGGUGCUCGUUCGGCAGCUCGCACCAUUCAAAAUAAUCUUCUGGACAAUUCAAAGCAGGAAGCGAUCGACAUUCUCCUCGUUGGAUCGACACUUUCGUCCGAAUUGGCUGACAGAGCCCGGAUACUAUUGCCAUCUAAUAUGCUGCACGCACCGACAACGGUUCUGCGAGAAAUGUGCAAACGCCACACCGAAUACGUUCGGCCGAAGGAAAUUCGAGUGGCGGUCGGCACGUACAACGUCAAUGGUGGCAAGCAUUUCCGUAGCGUUGCGUACAAAGAUGUGUCGUUAGCCGAUUGGUUACUCGACUCACAUCAACUGGCUCGAUCGAAAUCAUUGGUCGACGUCAGUCACCCGCAGGACGGUUCCAGCGAACCAUUGGACAUUGUUGCCGUUGGUUUCCAGGAGAUUGUGGAUUUGAAUGCUGGUAACAUUAUGGCUGCCAGUUCGGACAAUGCGAAAGCCUGGGCGGAAGAACUACAACGAACACUGUCCCGAGAGCAUCCGUAUGCACUGUUAACAUAUCAGCAAUUGGUCGGUGUGUGCUUGUACAUUUUCAUAAGACCAGAGCAUGCGCCACAUAUCCGAGACGUGGCUGUCGACUGUGUGAAAACUGGUCUGGGCGGUGCAACGGGAAAUAAAGGUGCCACAGCAAUCCGAUUUGUGUUGUACGGUUCAUCCAUUUGCUUUUUGGCCGCUCAUUUUGCUGCUGGUCAGUCUCAAGUUGCCGAACGGAAUGCCGACUAUGCGGAGAUAACGCGAAAGAUCGCCUUUCCGAUGGGUCGGUCACUGAAGUCACACGAUUACGUUUUCUGGUGCGGCGACUUCAACUACCGAAUCGACAUGGACAAAGAGGAGUUGAGGGAGCAACUGAAAACCGGUGAAAUCGAUCCCGUUCUCCAGCACGACCAGUUAAACGAGCAGAAGGCGCAAGGAAAUGUGUUCAACGAUUUCAUCGAAGGGCCCAUAACAUUCCCGCCGACAUACAAGUAUGAUCUGUUCAGCGACGACUACGAUACCAGCGAAAAAUGUCGGGCACCAGCUUGGACAGAUCGCGUACUGUGGCGUCGCAGAAAAUCGCAUCCAGACGCUGAUAAAUCACCCGACUGGAAUCAAGGCAAACUCAUCCACUACGGCCGUUCCGAAUUGAAGCAGAGCGAUCAUCGGCCAGUCAUCGCAAUUAUCGACAUAGAAAUCUUUCAAAUUGAUCAGGAGCUGAGACAGCAAGUGUUCCGUGAGGUUAUCCAGUUCCUUGGGCCACCAGAUGCAACCAUCGUCAUUCACGCGGAACAUUCGACCAAUCACGAUGACGACGAUGAAUCCAGCAUCUAUGACGAGGAUGUAAUGGCAGCGCUGCUCCAAGAGCUAACACAAAUCGGUGAGGUGACACUCGUGCGUUACGUUGGCGAAACAAUGUGGAUCACAUUCCGUGACGGUCAAUCGGCACUCACAGCCGUCCAGAAACGUUCGGUAUGCGUUUGUGGCAUCACAUUGCAUUUCAAGCUGAAAACCGAAAACUGGGUCGAAGAAGUGGAACGUGAGAUAGCACUCUGCACCACCAACACCGUUCCAUUGUGCGAUUAUCAACCGAUUGCGCCGGCCGAUUACAAUUCGUUAGGCAUACCGAAAGUACCGCCACAACGGCCGAAAAGUCCACAGAGACCAGCGCCACCAUCUCGUCCACCAUUACCGAAAUCGACAAAUGCAUCGCCGAAACAUGUGCCGAGAGCCGGUGUUAUCAGCGUCAUUCCGGAUAUGUUGGGCCGAAUGAAAAUUGAACCGCCCGUGUCGGUGCCAAGUCAACCAAUUUCACCGCAAGAGGAACAACAAUCGACGGCCAUUUACGAGGAAAUUAACGACGACAAUUUUAAUAUUCCCGUUCCACGCGAACCACCACCAGUACUUCCGCCACCUGUACUACCAUCAUCAUCCGGUCCAAUGAGACCGAACGAAUAUCAACAGCCGGACGGAAAUGUUUAUGACCUAGACGUAACACAACAAGAACCACCACGCAUUCCACCGACAGUAGUGCGUCAACAGCCACCACCAUUGCCAAUGCGUGUGCGACCGCCGAUUCCCAGUCGAAGUGGUGCACCACCACCGUUACCGAACCGACCGAAUCAGUAAGGACCAAUUGUGGAUGCGUUUCUUUUGUAAAUUUUGAGUGUUCGGUAUCGGAACGCGUAGCUCGUUGGGUCGCGUCCGGUGGCAGGAUAAAUGUUAGCUGAAUUUAAAGUUUUAAGAAAUUUAAUUUAUUUUAAUUUAAAAGCAAAGCAAAAAUGAGGAAAUCUAUCAGCAGAAGGAGAUGAGGAAGACGAAGGAGAAGAAGAAUUAGGAAAUCAUUCAACCGAUUGUGUAGCUAGGUAGAUGAUGUGAUAAAAUCAUGAUUAUAUCGUUAGUGCAUAACCGGUAGCAAGUGAUUCGUUGAUGGAACAGU